Molecule: messenger RNA, 3438 nt
Organism: Penaeus indicus
Lineage: Eukaryota; Metazoa; Arthropoda; Malacostraca; Decapoda; Penaeidae
Gene: IntS4
Product: integrator complex subunit 4-like
Exons: 13
Coding region: 65-2917 (950 amino acids)
Biological process (GO): snRNA processing
Cellular component (GO): integrator complex
Source: RefSeq, a predicted model, not a curated record
GUUGUAAAAGUGGCCUGGUCGCAAUGGAGAAAAUUUAGAGCGAGAAAUUUCCCUUCGGAGAGCUAUGGCGGCCUUAUUAAAGAAGAGAGCGCUCGCCGAAUACUGCCAGACCGUAGUGGAAGAGCACCCAAGGCCGGCAAAGAGGCUACAGCUGGUCCGUCGUGCGCGCACAGUUGACCACAGCGAGUUCAGCGUUGCCUUGCUGGACACGGCAGAGCCACAGAACCUGCUUCCCAUUCUCGUCAAUCUCCACCAUGCACUGCCGGUUUCAGGUGAGACCCAAACAGAGGUUGUACAAGGACUGAUGACCCUGUUGCAGAAUGAGUCCCAUCCACCCAUUAUUAUCGUCAAGGUCCUGGCUCUUUUGGCGGCCGUCAUCACCACCCAGUCACAAGCACAGCCGGUGUUCGAGGAGGUGAUGACCGUGGCCAAGAGGUCAAAGUCGCAGAAAGUCAUAGCUCAGGCCAUCCACACCGCCAGCUCCCUCUCACAGUGCGUUCCCCCCGACCCAAAGCUGCAGGAUCAGGUCAUCCAGCUGGCCCUCUCGCAGUUCACCUCCACCAAUUAUGUCAUCAAGGUGCGUUCUUUGGAGGCUGUUGGCAACCUGUGCCCGGCAGAAGAGGGGCGCGUGCAGUCGGCAAUAAUGAAGACGCUGAUAGAGCACACCAAAAACCAGGACAACCGCGUUAGGACGGCAGCUUUCAAUGCCUUGCUUGUUGUUCAGGAGAGAGAAGUGAAACUCUCCCCUGAGGUCUAUGACAGUGUCUGUCAAGCACUGCACGAUGACUACCAGUGUGUGCGCGAAGUGGCUCUAAAUUUGAUUAAGGUUGCAGCAGAUGGUGACCCAGAACGCCUGGUCCCCAUACCUGACAGUGACCAUCACGUUAGGCUAGUCGACCAUGCUUUCUCUCAGAUCUGCAACAUGGUGAACGAUAUCAGCGUACGAGUGCGGACUAAGGCGGCCUCCCUCCUUGGCAACAUGACCAGUGUGUCUGAGAGGUUCCUUGCUCAGACACUUGACAAGAAGCUUAUGUCAAACAUGAGGAGGAAACGAUCAGCUCACGAAAGGGCUCGGGCCAUGGUGGCUUCCGGAGAGUGGUCAUCGGGGAAGCGCUGGGCAGACGAUGCCCCCAAAGAGCAAGUGGAGGCAGACUCAGUCUCCGUCAUCAAUACCGGUGCCUGCGGUGCUUUCGUCCACGGCUUGGAAGAUGAAUUUCUAGAGGUUCGUAAUGCAACCUUAGACUCCAUCUGUGCCUUAGCUCUCAAUAACUCGCAGUUUGCCAACCAGUCCCUUGACUUCCUCGUUGACAUGUUCAAUGACGAAAUUGAGGAAGUCCGACUGAAAGCUAUACAGGUGCUGCAACAGAUAGCCUGUCACAUCACACUACGGUCAGACCAGCUAGGAGAAAUCCUGCAUGCGCUAAAGGACUCUUCCCUUGAUAUCCGAGAGUCCCUCCACACAUUCCUGGCCACAACGAUCCUCUCCACCAUGGACUGCAUCAAGCUCUGUGUAACGGGGCUUAUCGAUAACCUGCGGCGUUAUCCCCAGGAUCGACGCAGCAUCCACCGCUGUCUGCGUAGAUUGGGCUCCAACCACCCCAUCCUCGUGGAGGCGUUGGUUCCGCAGUUGCUGUUGAUUCAUCCUUAUUUUGAUGGUGUAGAACCCAGUGUACAGGAUGGAGAGUACAUUUGUAAGCUGAUUUUAGUCCUGAAUGCUGCUGUCCACUGCCCUACCAUAGUGCCUCUCUUGGAGCAACACACAUUACGUCAUUACGCCUACCUCAGAGACACUAUGCCACAGCUCGUUCCUGUGUUGAAGCUUGGUGAAGAUUGGCAGCCAACAGGUGAAGCUGUAGCCACUAACACCCUGCGAUUCCUCCGUGAGAGUAUGGAGAAGGUGGCCAAUUUGGAGCGCUCGUCAACCCAGAUGCGUCUCACCAUUUAUCAGAUUGUCCACUCUGACCUGGUCAAGCUAGCCGACAUUGACCCUGAGCUAUCUCCAGCAGCCCAUUUUGCGGCUCUCUAUACCCAGUGCAUGUGGCUCUUCAAUAAGAUUCUUUCUACCAGAAACUGGCUCACACCAUCAUCGCUGUCAGUGCAGCAGAGUGGUGCCUUGAAGAGCAAUGUUGACCAGCUCUUGAGGAACACCUUCCGCUUACGUCACGCUUUCACCAACCUGAGUCCUCAAGCAGAGGCAAGCAUCAGGAACCUCCGGGUGCGCACACUGGCAUUGCAGCUUGUGUAUGUCGUACAUGGCUCCACAGGGUCAGCUCUGGGCCUGUGCGACAACUUCCUGGAACACACAGAAGCCUUACACAGAUACCUCACAGACGAGAAGUUGAGCGGCGACUCGUUCCUAGAAACUGUGUUUGAGGAGCUCAGCCAGCUGGAAGAACCAAGGCCAGGAGCUGUAGCAAGGAUCCUGCAGCCGCUGCUCAUUUCUCACCCCGUCCCUGCGCUAGCUCCCAUCACAAAUCCCAGGGAGAUCCGGAUGUGUUCCGCAGAGAUCCUUGAGCCUCAGCCAGACAGUGAGGUCAUCUACAAGCUGAGUGCGGGACUCGUCGUGGGGGUGCCCCUGGAUGCCGAAGUAUCCCACAUCCCGAACCCGUCAACCCUGCGCAUCCGUGUAGCUUAUCCAGAUCAUUCCACCCAUCUCGUUGUGCCUCCAAAGAGUCACCUGCGGAAAGUUGGUCCAGGAACAUACCGUCUCCUGACCACAGUGUUGGUGUCGGCACAAGUUUCGUGGUCGGAGGCCUGCCAAGUGGGACUGUCCUUGGUGUUAGAUCUGAGUGACCAGGAAGUCUUGGCGGCCAGAAGACACUCUGUUGCCAAAGCAGAUGACUCUGCUACUACUAUACAACUUGUUAAGCCUGUCAAAGUGCUUGUUUGGCCCAAGGUGAUUAGAAAAGGUGUGUAAGCAUAGGAUCUUUGAAUAUAUAUAAAUUGGAAUGAAAAUCCUGUAAAUAUGUAUAAAGAAGUGCACUGAUAGGGUGGAGUAUAUGUUUAAUGUACCUGAUUCAUUCAAAUACAUCUACAUUUUGUAGUUACAAGUUUUCAGCGACUGCCAAAACCAUGUUAUUGUGCAUUUUAUGGUCACUUCACAGCAAAGACAUCAUGCUAAAGAGGAAAUUAUUCCUUUGAUUGAUCUUUGUAAUGUCUCAUACUCAAAAUAAGGUCUACUUUUUAAGGCAAAUUUCAUACAUUUUAGAUAGUGAAUACCUGUUCUUUACAAGGAUCUUUAUUUGAUAUUGUAUCAAAUAGGUUGUAGGUUAUUUUUCAAACUCAAGUUUACCAAAAAUCUCAUACUUGGCUAAGAAUGAGUGCUUUUGUAUGUUUACACUGUGAGUGCACAAAUGUUAUCAUCAUCUGUAUGAAUGGCUCUACUGAGUACCAGGGUAAUAUAAAUCAUGUGAAAUUAUUAAAAAAAAAAAAAACUUU